GUGUCAAAGUUAUUAAAAUACUAAAGCAUGAUGCAGCUAUCAAAUGUUCCGAAACUGCUACAUGAUAAAGGUAUGAAAUUACCAUAAUGUGUUGGCCUAUUAGUUAGUUACAUUUGCUUCAGCAACUUGUGUCAGGUCCGUUUGUGAUUGUUUAAUAAUACUUAUUGACUGAUUGAAAUUAAUGAAUAUUUUUUGUACAUUUGGAAGUCAUGUUAUUAUACAAUGAAAUGGUACUUUUAAAAUCAGCUAGGAAUGUAGGUUAUUUUUCAGAGAUAAGAAGGAAACAAUAUCCAACACUAAUAGUCUGUCAGCAUGCAUAAUAAAUUUUUUUAAAAUAAUUUUAAAGAAGGAUUUUUUUGGUCCAGUAACCUGCUUUUUAUUUUUUCAAACAGUAAGCCAUAAUGGUCAAUAUAAAGCAAUGAGCUUCAAUUGUGAUGGUGCUCUCAAUUCUCUGGCCGUCAACAAAGACCGCACUCAAGUGGUUGUUGCUGGUCGUUCAGGUACGUAAGUAAAAGCUAUACUUUUUAUUGUUUUAAGUUUCAUCUGUCAGCUUAUUUAAAUAUUUGCACUUUUGUAAAAAAAAAAUGUAAUUUACAUGAUUAUGUAUUGAUGAAAUUUUUACUUGCCUGCUCAAUUUUUUUAACAUGCUUAUCAAAAUUUGCUGUUUUAAAAAUUAUACAUUACACUCCAGGCGUUUCAUGGGCAUGCAUAAAUGACAUCACAUGUUUAAGGGAUGUGGGGGGGAGUGGCAUGUCACAAAUAUUUUAUGAUGUGUGAUGAGGAUGUCUAAUUUUUGUUACAAUUUUGCGAUGAAGGGGAUGAAAAAAUCAGUUUAAUAAGCAUGACGUCUUUUAUGGGUGGUCCUUUUUUUUUCUCAAACAAUCAAUGGUAAAUUAUUUUAUUACUAUUUUCACAUAAUCUUCUGUAUUUUCAGUUUUUAAAAUCUUAAAUAUUAAAGAAGAUUGCUUCAUUGAAAACACAAACCUUCGAGUUGGGCGGCACAUUAAUCUGACCUAUGGAGCUGCGGAUGUUGCUUGGCACCCUUCAGAUGGUCAGUGGUGAUGUUUCACUGGUGUUGUUUCAGUGAUGAUGUUUUUGUUGUGAUGUUUCACUGUCAUAUUUUAAGUGGAUUGUUAUAUUUUUUUAUUUUUAUGGAACUCUAACUUCUGCCAUUUUAUUCUAUAUUAAUUCUUGAUUACAGAAAGUAUGUUAGCGUCUGCUGCUACCAACGGCUGUGUAGUAAUAUGGAAUCUUAGUAAAGGAGCCAAAGCAAAACAAGGUAUUGAAUUAGAACAAAAAAAAGUUAAAAUGUAAUUGUUUUUUUUAAUUGUUUUGUGAAUGUAAAUCCCAUUCAUCCAUAAGUCGACCCCCAGUUUUGGCUGGAAAAGCCUGAGGCUGUCUAAUAACUGAUAAGCCGACCCUAUAAACUAAUAUGCUAGAGUAAGCCAUACAGUACUAAAAAAAUGUUAUAAAUAUCAACAAGUUUACAUUAGUGCAGUCAUCUGGUAACUUACUAAAUAUAGGUCAGGUGCUCUUACUAAACAGUCUCAAAAUGAGUUAUUUUGGCUGUUCUAAAAAUAGACUUCAGCUGCUGCUACAAUCUUUUAAAAAUAGGACAAUCUGCCCUUGUGUGGAACAUUUGGGAAUGAAAAAUAAGAACCCUACUUGUGACCUAAUUUUGCAAACAGCAUUACGCUCUACAGUGACUUCUUGAUUUCGGCUAAUUACUUUUUACAUCUCUGUUUUCUAUAACUGAAUCAAUGUGCCUAGGAAAUAUUAUAAAGAUUCUUGUUAUUCAGGGGAAUGAUCUAAGCUGAAAAGGGUGUUGUAUUUUGAAGGGUGUAGGGGAACAGAAGUCUCUCUACCCAAACACCUACUGACCUUAUCAAAAUGUAUUAUUUCAUUCCAUUGGUUAUGUUUAGCAGUUGUUUCAAGCUUAUGAUUUAAUUCCAUGAUCAAACCAACUUUUGAGAUCUUACAAGGGAGGUGGCCUCAGAAAACAAUAUUCAGUGGCAAUGUGUCAUGCAUAUAUCCUCUUCCCCCCCCCCCCCCGUCCCAUGUUAUUCUUAUUCAUUAUGUUUAUUGUUGCCUUUUAAAACAGGACAAUUUUUGAUAAAUUUAACCUGUAACUUAAAUAAAAAUUAUUCUUGCGUGUAAAAUGGAAAUUUAAGAUUUCAUCCUUGAUAUGCCACAUUGUAUAUUUUCAGCAAUGGUAUACCAAGAACACAAGCGCUCAGUAAACAGGGUAGCAUUUCACAAUUCGGAACAUAAUCAGUUACUUAGUGCAUCCCAAGAUGGGGUUGUUAUGAUUCAUGUCAGUAUAUUUACUACUUUUUUACACUCCAACAUUUGGAAUUAAAAAUAAUCUAUUUAACUCAGAAGUGUCUCACAUUUUCUGUAAGGAAAAGUCAAAUUAAAAAAUUAAUUUUCUAUCCACUGCAACAGUCAUGUUGAUCAACUCAUAUCUUUUAUGUUCACAAAAUUGUUUCAUGUUUAUUAUCUAUCCAGGAUGUGCGUAUGCAAAUACCAUGUAUCAAAUUUGGCGUGCUUGGAAGCGACAGUGUCAGAGAUGCCCAGUUCUGUCCCCCUAGCAUGGGCUAUUUCUUAUUUGCUGCAGCCUAUGACAACGGGGGUGUGCAGGUAAUGUGCAUAGUUGAGUGUGCAGUGCACAAGUUGUUUGGUCUAUUGGCAAAUGAUUCAAGAAAUGUGAUGAAAGUCUAAUGAGUGUAAUGAGAGGCUUAAAGCUAUUAAUGAUUUAGAGCUGUAUUGCCGGCCGUGUUGUAGUAUUGUGUGCCUCACCACUUAGAGAUAGUUUCAAAUUCCUCUGGAAUUAUCCUCGACUGUGGUUAAAGCAGCUCAUUGAGGGGAUGAGGGCAAUCCCUGAGUAAUAAACCUCAGUAACUUGGCAUGUGUUAACCUGACUUAUAACCUGACUUAUAUUAAUUCACUAGCAGCCAUUUUAAGAGCUAACCAGGAUUAGUCUAAUAUGUUCAGGGUAUGGAACUUUUUUUCUCAAGGUAUUGUUACCGUUACAUAUUUUAUUUCUGAGGUUUUCUCCUAAGAUAAGCACAAUCUGCUAUAAGAGUUAGGAACUAUCUUUUUCUGCCCUUGCAGACCUGGGACAUGCGGCGACCAGACAGAUGUGAAAAGCAGUUCAUGGCCCACAAUGGUCCAGUGUUCUCUUUGGACUGGCACCCGGCAGAGAAGACCUCUUGGCUUGCCACAGCGGGCAGAGAUAAAAUGAUCAAGGUAUGCUGCAUAAGGUUCUGACCAGUUCUUUCUUUACAUUUCUGUACAAUAUCUGAUUUUACAGAUUAGCGUAUCCAAUUGACAUGUAAAUAUUACAAUUCCAAUUGACGUUAGCUUCAAUUGUUAUGAAGAAAACACCAAAAGUUUCCUGUGGCGUUUAGAUCAGUGGUUCUGAAACUUUUCAGCAUGGUGAACCCCCUGAAGUUAUUGACAUUGUAGUAUAUAGAUUGGGGUCCAAUUUACUGAUUAUUGUCAUUUAACAAAUCUUCUUAAAUUCUCCACCUUCUGCGGACUGCCAGCUUGCAGACGUGUGCCAGACCAGGUUGACCACUUUGAGUACAUCUGUAUUAGAUAAUAAAUUUUAAAUAAAAACUGUUUUAAGCCAAGCUACCAUGUUAAAACCUAUGCUCUGAUGCUCAAUAACUGGUUACAGGAAAAAUUAGUACUAGAUUGAGUCUACAAGCCUACCACUCCCAAAUUAAUCUGGUAAAAUAUCUUGUCUUAGUCAGAAAGGGUCUAACUUCUAAGCCAAUAUAUUAUUCUAGUUUAACCUUAUGAAGCUGUGGGAAAUGAUUAUCAUUGAUUAAUUGGCUGAAAUAUAAACAAUUUGUUAUUGCAGGUGUGGGACAUGGCACGGACGGACAGAAUGGCGCUACCCCAGUGUUUAUAUAGCAUCACAAAUAUAUCCUCUGUGGCGCGGGUGAAGUGGCGCCCCAACAGGAAACAUCACAUUUCCAGCUGUUCUCUGCUCGUUGAUCACUGCGUCAAUGUUUGGGAUUUAGGUCGGCCUUACAUCCCGUUUGCUUCCUUCGAAGGUCAUGGCGAUGUUGCCACUUGUAAGUUUUCUUCUUCUUCUUCUUCUAUAUCUUAAGGGCCCACGAUCAAUUUAUUGAUCAUUUUGGCUCCUAUGCAUGUAGAUGGGAUUUGCCAUGUUUCUGUUACUGGUGUUUUAAAAUAUUUCACUACAGAUUUUAGGGACAGAAAGGUAUUAUUAUAUUUAUUAGAUUCCUAAGAAACAAACCAUCAUCCAGGCUGCAGACUCCAAAUCCAGAUUGUAUGUCAUAUUGUUGCUUUACAGUGCAGAUAGAAGUGAUCUAUGGAAUGAAGUGACACACUUUUUUUUUUGUAUUUAAGAUGUAAGCAUUCUUUGUCAUAUUUUGCAAUAUGAAAAUUUUGGCUUUAAAAACAUAUCUAAACUCUCUCUCUCUCUAACUUGGUCUCAUCUUAUCAGUAUCUUAUAUAGAUUUUGGAUACAUAUUUCAUAGCAUUACAAUUAACAAUAAAGGAAUUUUAUAAGUCUGCCUAUGUCUAACUGAUGUAUCUUGGUGUCCAGGUAUCGAGUGGCGUGAAGAUUGUCACACUUUUCUGAGUUGUGGUAGAGAUGGAUACAUUAUCCAGCAUAUAUUUAAUGAUGCCAAAAGACCAGCUGACCAUGCAAAUCUUGCAGGGUUGGAUCUUAGCAUUAAAGGAGAGAUAAGCUAUGCAUUCUUUGAUAGAAAAGGUAAUUAAAAAAAGAUAUUCUUUGAUCGUUUGGUAACUUAAGGUUUUUUUUAUUGUGAGAGACUAUGUGUGCAAUUUUUUUAAUAACGUUGACAGAAUUUUGUUGUAAAUUUUAAUUUGAUGGCGUAUGCAAUUAAAAUUUGACCUAUGGUUAAUUGAAUUUGCCAUGCUUUUAUCAAGUUAAAGAAAGUAAAACUAAAGCAAAUAUAUUUUUAAUGAAAUUUCCAAUUGACCAGCUUGAUUAAAAAAAAAUAUCUAUGGAAAAAAAUCUACAUUUUAGAUUAAAAGAAAUCCUGAAAUCAUGGAUAAUUGUGGAGUGAAUCAUGGGAGAUGUGGAAUGUCCAAACAAAAUCAAUAGAUCAGAAUGUUAAGAUUCCAGCCAAAGACAAUUUUUUUUUGUCCUGCUUUAAAACCAAUUUAUUUUGAUCCUAUUGUUAAAACUAAUUUCUUCCUGUCCGCCAGAUCAUUCCUACUCAAGCUUGGGUAAAUCCAAAAAGUUGCCAAAGUCCCGACAAUUUACCCAAGCCAUAAGUUCUUUGUGGGUCUUUGAACAGAAUGCUGAAGCCAAACUUGCUCCAGCAGAUGAAGAUGCAGAUGAGGUUGGUUGUUCCUAUAUGAAGGACUUAAACCCCUAGCAUACCAGCCCUUGGUUAAAGUCGCAAUAAAAUUCUCAUAUAAUAUCAAAUUUAAAUGCAAACCUAUGGAGACAGCGUUAAUUUUUUAAAUUAAUGAGCUAUGAGUGAAUAAAUUUAACAGUGUUCCUAAUUUCCAAAAGUUUCAUGAAUGAUAUAUUAUAUUGGACUUAAAGCAAUUCACAGAUUUGUAAUGAAACAUUUCAUGUCCUAAAAGAAAAUAAUAGCUCAUGAUGGCACUUGCUUUACAGUUGAUCAAACUGAUGUCUCUCUUUUCUGUGGUGAAGUAUAUUGAUAGAGAAAGGAGGUAGAAAAUAGGCUGAUAUUACAAAGAACUGUUUUGUCUGUCAUGCUUUUUAAAUUAAAAUGGUCAUUUAUGAAAGUUAAGAAACAGAAAUCAAACAUUCAAAUUUAUCUUUUUCUCUGAACCAUAAAUAACAGUAACAGUGUUACAAGUUUUAGCUCCACUCAGAGUCAGAUAAGAUCAACUCCUAUUUACCCCACCCUCAUAUUUCUCAUUGCCCAAAUACAAAUCUUGUGUGAUGUGAAUGACAACUCUGAUGUGAAUGACAAAACUGAUCUCAAUGACAACACUGAUCUCAAUGACAACACUGAUGUGAAUGAUAACACUGAUGUGAAUGACAACACUGAUCUGAAUGACAACACUGAUCUGAAUGACAACACUGAUCUCAAUGACAACACUGUUGUGAAUGACAACACUGAUCUCAAUGACAAAACUGAUGUGAAUGAUAACACUGAUGUGAAUGACAACACUGAUCUGAAUGACAACACUGAUCUCAAUGACAACACUGAUGUGAAUGAUAACACUGAUGUGAAUGACAACUCUGAUGUGAAUGACAACACUGAUCUCAAUGACAACACUGAUGUGAAUGAUAACACUGAUGUGAAUGACAACACUGAUCUCAAUAACAACACUGAUCUCAAUGACAACACUGAUGUGAAUGAUAACACUGAUGUGAAUGACAACACUGAUCUGAAUGACAACACUGAUCUGAAUGACAACACUGAUCUCAAUGACAACACUGAUGUGAAUGAUAACACUGAUGUGAAUGACAACACUGAUCUGAAUGACAACACUGAUCUGAAUGACAACACUGAUCUGAAUGACAACACUGAUCUGAAUGACAACACUGAUAUGUGCAGACAACGUUGUUUUAUCAGACAUCGAAGUUAUUAAUUAAUUUUUUUAAAGUGUUGGAUAAAACAAACAAAGAAAUUCGCCGUCCCAGACUGUUUGUACAGCUGAUAUCUUUUUAUUUCCUUUAUAAAAAUAUAAUAAAAAUGACAAAAAGACACGUUAUUGUUGUUACAAAUAUACAAAAAAAUGUUAACAAGAACGAAAAUUAAUGGGCUUUUCAUCCCUUAUCAAAGGCAUUUUUAAAAUUAUUGUUGAAAAUUAGGUACUCACAUUCUUGUUUACAAAAAUAAUGAUUCAUUCUUUGCAUUUCUGCUAUAACUUGUUUUCAGACUGAUAUGACAAUGAUGCAGACGUUUAAGGAAUUCGCCCAAGAAUAUAAGUUAGACGGUCUUUCAUUAGUGGAGUUGUGCAAACAUAAUGCUGAAGUAGCAGAUUUCUACCAUAAACCACAGGUAUGUGAAGACCAUUUCUGGGAGAGCUGCACUUUUCUCCGUGCGCUCAGAUAGUUUGGUGCUGUUUUAUAUCAAAGUCAAGGAACGGGGGCAAAAUUUAAAUUUAAUAUGAAAUAAAAAUUAAUACAAUUUUUUAAAGUAUUUAAUGAACUCAGAGAAUUCACCGGGACACAGCUCAAAGUAUGGUUCUAAUGUCCCGGUCACUGGCGUACAAAGUUGUGGGGAAAAAAUACAUAGUUUAGGUAGCUUUUUGGUCAAUUUAAUACCCUUAUAAUAUGAGAAAAUGUAAAUGUUAUAAGUUAUACAAAGCUGAUCCAUGUUCAUUUUGUUGACAGUUGUAGACUUUAAAGAGCACUUUGAUAAACCACUAAUUAGUAUACAUUGCAGUCAAAUGAAAGCAAUUCAAACUUGAUAACAACAAAUUUAUAGCAAAAUCCAAGUAUUAACUGCUGCAUCUUCUUUAUAUCUAUCACAUUUUCUAUAUAUCAAGUUUCCAGCCUCAUUAUUACUCCUGUCACAUAUUUACUCAGCAACAUAUUUACUCCAGCCACAUAUAUACUCAACCCACACAUAAAUUCAAUCAAAUAUUUCCACCACACAUAUGUCACUAAAAAUAAAUCUCAUUCGCACAAAUAUUCCAGAUUUCUCAAAUAUGGCGGAUGCUGGCAACUGUGUAUGCCUCAUCCAUAUGCCCACAGUCUGGGUCAGGUCACAUAAACAGGAUUGGUUCACUGGGAAUCACCAACUCACAACUAGACAAACAAGACCACAAAGACCUGGGUGAGAUGUUUGCCAAGUUAUAAGCCCAUGCCUUAAUAUAGGAUAAGAUUCUUUAUUGCUCCAAAUAAAUGGAAUUGUGUUUUUAUUACAUUGAACGUUUUCAUUUUAAGAAUAUGGAUAAACCUUCUGGUUAAGAUAACAAUUUUUAAACUAAAACAAUUUAAACAUAAGACAAUUUAAAGCAGGGGUAGCCAACCUUUUCAGCAGUCGGGCCAAAUUUCAGAAAUAAAAUUUCCUGCCGGGCCACGCCCCUUCUUUUUUUGUGUGUUAAUUAAAGUAAACAAGCAAGCGUGCUACAGAUUUGACCACAUCGCCACUUCUCAGUGGAUUGAGAUUGUGGUCAUACGCUUGCCUGGUUUAAUGUAAUAUAUGCAAGAAAUAGGUAUAUUUCUUUUUUUGAAGAAAAUAAAACAUAACUGAGAAUCAAACAUGUUUAAAAUGCAAGAUAUUUCAAAUAAAUCUUAGCUAUAAUAUAAAAAUAUAUGCUUUGAAAGCCUCAUGAUGUAAUAUUCUUUUGGUGAUAUGUGCAAUAACGUUAACUGUAAUGUUCAUUUUACCUAGCUCCACGGGCCGCAACAUGACUCCCGGCAGGCCGAUUGUGGCCCACUGGCCUCAUGUUGGCCACCCCUGAUUUAAAGUAUUUCUGAAGGGCAAAAAUCAACCAUCAUAUAUCAUCAAACCUCACUUCCUUAAUGUCAAAAUUGACUUUAUGAGUUAUUUAUUAAUUUAACAGCUGGGGAUAGGUGGGAAAUAAAUGUAUAUCCACAUCUUUUGUUCCUCACUUUGAUGGAAAGACUUUGCCCUGAUUGAGCUGAUCUUAAGUAACUAUAAUGGAAAGAAUUUGCUGUGAUCGAGCUGAUCUUAAGUAACCGGGAUGAAGUGGAUGGGAUAUAUCGUCAAACAUUUUUGUCAGUUUUAAAAAUGCAUUUUGCCUCAAAUAUUUUUGAGUUAGUUUUGUUUGUUGAGAUUUUAAACAUAAAUUGCUUUCUUGUUGAGUCUGUUUAAUCGGUCUUUGAUGAAUUCUCACACCAGCAGGUAAUAACCAAGUUCAGUAGGUUUCCCAUUGUUGCAUUGUAGAAUAUGUUAAUAAUUGGAUUGGUUAACACCGAAAUUGUAUAAUUUUUUUAGUUAGAAAAGCUUUGAGUUUUUUUAUAUAUAUUUCGGCAGUGGUCUUAUAACGUCAGCUUAUUAUUAAUGGUGACAUUUAGGUAAUUAUUUGUCACUACUUGAACUAUACCAGUGUUUCUUCUACUGGGGUCAGCAGUCCCCUAGGGCAGUGGUCCCCAAAUGGUGGACCGUGGACCUUCACAGGUCCGCAUGCCUAACGCUCCCGGUCCCCAUAACAUAAAUAUUCAUUGUCAAAUAGAAAUAGAAGUAUAAAAAUAAAUGAUGCAAAAAUGAUGGUAAAACUUCGAAAUUUGUUCACCGGUCCGCCAAACUUAAACGUUUGGGAACCACUGCCCUAGGGGACCACAAAGUGCUUUCAGGGGGACUGUGAAGGGGUCACUUAGAUACAAAUUUUGGGCUAUUUGCGAUGGUUGCUAUGUCCCACUGAGGAAUCAAAUUAUUCAUUUAAUUUUGAGAACUGCUAGUAUAUUAAGUUUGUGUAUUAAAAAUUUCUCAAUCUUUCUUAUGCCUAACAGUCUAUCGUCUCAUCCCGUUUUUUCCUUGUUAAGAUUUUCUUUUCUAAAUGAUACUAGUUAUACUAUGGAUGUUCUAUUAUCUUAAUUAAUUUGCCUAUUUCAUCUAGUUUUUAAUUGUUAUCUUAAACAAUAUUAUUUACUAAUUUAUGUUUAAAAUCUCAACAAGUAAUUUUUUUUACAGAUUAUAAUGCCUCCAAAAAAUUUAAUGAGAUCUGACAUGAGAUCUGACAUUUUAUAUUUGAAAUUUGGUUUUACUGUAAUAAAGUCUAGUGGGAAAAGAAACAUUUGUGUUUUGUGUUCUGAUGGGUUGGCAUCCACUUCUAUAAAGCCCAGCAAGCUAAGGAGACACUAGGAAACGAAGAAUUCCAGCUCAGUAAACAAAGAUGUCGAUUUCUUUCAACACCAAGCUGAACGAUUGCACAAAUCCAGUCUUGAAGACAAAUGAAUAUUUUCUAAAAGCCUCCUAUGGGGUUUUAAGGAAAAUAGCUGCCACCAAGAAACCCCAGAGCAUCUGAGAACAGUUGAUAUUAUUACCUUGCUGCAAAUGUAUCACAUCGGAUGUGCUGAGAAGUUAUCAACUUGAGAAGCUAAAGCAUGUUUCCGUGUCCAACGAUACUGUUAAGAGGCGAACAGUGAAGAUGUCUGAUAACAUACUCUCUGAGUUGUUCUGGAAGAUUCAGAAUUUAAUUUUCAGCUUCUUUGCGAUCUAGCUUAAUGAAACGACUAAUAUCGCCAACUUAGCCCAACAUUGCGCCUACGUACAAUAUGUUUAUGACGAGCGACUGGAAGAUGAUUUUUUUGUUUUGUGAACAACUGCUAAAUAAAUAUUUGAUAAAGUGGUCAGAUUCUUUGAGUCACUUGGUAUCAAAUGAAAAUAUGUCAUUGUCGUGUAUACUGACGGCGCUCUAUGCUUGAAUUCCGUUUUGCUUUUCAAACUUAUGUUAAGCAAAAAUCCCCAAACAUUAUUGGUAACAUUGCACUAUUAAUCCCCCAGCCUUAAUGGCAAAAACCAAGCCUGAUGAGUUGAAAAAUGUUCUCAGUGAAGUGAUUACAGCAGUGAACUUCAUUAAAGCGAAUGCACUCAACCCUCGUUGUUAUGAAAAGAAAGUGGUUCCGGAUUUGAAAAACUCUUUUUGCACCACUCCCACGCGAGAUGUCUUACCAGAAGGAAAAAGUGUUUAAGAGACUUUUCUUACUGCCUCAAGAAAUGCAGCAGUUUUGGCAAGAUGCUAAACCAGGCUCGAACCCAAGAUUCUCUGUCAGUUUUCCUAUGUUUCUGUCAUUUAAGUGUCGACAUUUUGAAUCCUUGACUUGAAUUCCAUCAACAUGGGGCUGCAGGGACAAGAGAGCUCAGUGAUUCCUUGUCAUGAAACAUUGACAGCUUUCAAAGUGAAGCUCGCACUAUGGCAUGCAAAGUUAAAGAAGAAGAGCUAUGCCCCAUUUCCACACUGAAGCCACACAUUGAUAAAAAUGAGCUUUACACUGAUGACACUAUCCUUGAGGGGAUGAAAUAACAUGUAUCCAUUCUUAGCGAAGGAAUUUCUCAUUAUUUUCAGGAUUUAUAAGAAUUUGAAAAGUAAUACUUCUUUAUCAACAAGCCCUUUGUACGUUCCAUUAGUGAUCUGCCUUUUAGAGGACAAUUUAUAUCAAGAACAGAUUAUUGAUUUGAUAAGUGAUGGGGGGUGCAAAACAUGUUUUCCGUGACAUGUGUUGUAGUGAUUUUGGUAGUGAAAUGGCGCAGUCCUAUCUUGGUCAUACUUGAUGUUGCACAGAUGACUCUAAGAUUGUUGAAUCCGUUUGAGAUGGCUUUUCCAAAGUACUUGAUAUAAAAACAAAGCUUUGAAACAGAUUAGACAUGAAAAAUAACAAGAGUUGCACUGGCCAAAACAAGCCAAACCUCGAAGAACUGGUUACGGCAAAACAGCCGCACCAAUCCCAUUAAAUGUACAUUUGAUGACUAAGUUUUGCCAUUUUCUGAAUAAACAACUGGUUUUUUUCAAAAUGUUUUGGUAACAGCAGCCUAUAGGAUAAUUGUACUUAAUUGUAAAGGGUCUGGAAACAAUUGUAAGGAGACUGUCAUGCAAGGAAUCCUAAAAAAGUUUGAAAACCAUUGCUCUAUACUGCAAUUUUUUUUAUUGAUUGAUCUGCAAUUUUGUGAUUCCCCUCUGGAAAUCAAAAAACAUUUCUUUGGUUUUUGAUACAUUCAAGAAAAGAAACAUUUUCACCACACCAACUAAUUAAGCUUGUAUCUAAGCUGCAGUAUAAACAUAUAGAUUAAGUGAUUUUUUACUUACACUUUUCUGUCCUUAUGAAAGGAUAUUGAAUCGUUUUUUUUUCUCUAUUCACCUUUGAAAAAAAAAAACUAACUAUUUUUCAACAAGCUUUUAACAGUUUUUGUUUUCACCUGUUCCUAGUGGUUAAAUCAGCUUUAAAACGAACAAGAGAAAAAGACAAAAAGAAAACUGCACAGGAGUUGAAAAAAAAAGAAGCUACAUCAGGUAAGUAACAUGAAAACAAGGUUGAAUUUUGAAAACUAUUUAUUUGAGCUAAUAUUUUUAGACAUGUUGCUGCUUCUCUAAAAGAGAUAAUUGAAUGCAUAGUCUAUUGUUUGUUUUAGCAGGGCUGGAGUUUUUUUUUUUAACAUUCAAACAUAAUUGGUUUGUUUUGGUUUAGGAGUUUUUUUAACAUUCAAACAAAAUUUGUUUGUCACUGUGGAAAAACAAAAAAGUUUUAAAAUGCAAUGUUACAUUUUAAACAGGAAGUAAUGAAGAAAGCUCCGAUGUCGAGGGGGAGAGUUCAGAGGUGGAGAAAAGUAUUCGAGGAUCCAACACUGAGACUAACUUCCUGUUUGGAGAUGGUGGAGAGGAUGACACAGAAUUGUACACCACAGAAGGGAUCUUUAAUCCUGAAGAUUAUGUAAGUUACAUAGUUACGCAAAAAAUUAUAUUUCUAAAUUAAAAUGACUAAGCAAUGACAAAAAUAACAAUCAUAUUUUAUAUGUUUAGAUUCAUAAUGCUUACAAAUGUAAAUGAAAAGGCAUUUAGGGUGAUCAACUCAUUUGUUUUGCAGCAGGGAUCAUGUACUCAAAAUAUAAAAUAGGAGGUUAACAAAUUAAAUUGCCAUCUAAACUCCUUUUAUUAUAGAUGUAAAAUAACUAAAAUAUUUUAUAUUCAAAUCUGCUAAUACUAUGGCUGAAUUAUUAUUAUUUUAAAAAUCAUUGCAAUGAAACUGCAAAUCCUUAUUUCCUGUGUUUAGGACUGGACUCGGCAAAAUCUGCCAUCUGAAGGUUUUCAGCCCAGACAUGAACUAAAAGCCAUGAUAGGCACACAUCCCACUACCAUGGAGUCUGAGAUGGCCUUGACGUCCAUGCUGGAGUCGUUCAUGCCCCCAGAAGCCAACGACCAGAGUUGCGAGCCAACACUUGUCAUCAAACAGAUUCAUGAACCUGAAUUUAUGGAUUUUUCUCCUUCUGUGGCUAACGUCAUUAAAAACCUUGCUGAGCAGGUACAGUCGAGUGUUACGAGUAAUUUUGUUAUCUAAAGAUCCACUUUAAAGCAGUUGAGUUUUUGACAUACAAAAUAAUAAAAAUCUUAGACUGGUUCAAAGUGAUUAAACUUCAGUGAUACAAAGUUAACCAAAUAGUGUCACAACCAGUGCUUCACUAAGUGAAACGUCAGUGAACUAUUCAACUUAAGGCUUUCAUUAUCAUGUUUUAAUUGUAAGGAAAUGUUCAUAUCAUUAUUUCAAUGUUUACAAUGUAUGGAGUCGCUCUUAUUGUUACAUAACAUUAUCAGGUUUUAAAAAUUAGUCUGUUUUAAGAUUUGGCUUGGUAAAUAAACAAUAUGUCACAAAGAACAGAAAAAAGCAGAAUACAAAGAAAAAUGAUACCAAAAGCUAGCGAUACUAACAAUAUUCAAUUUAAUUAUGCUAUUAAGUUUAUAUAAAUAUUUAAAAUAUUACGUCUCGCAAAUGUCUUGGGAAAAUAGCAAAAAUCUCUCUCAGCUAGGAAAGCUGUGGGCUUAUAUACAUAAGGAGUAAGUUAGAGUACUCUAGAAAAGAAAUUCUAAAAAUUGCAUCAUGUGAUAGCUUUAUUCAGAAAAAAUAGAACUUAUUAGAACGUAAAACAACUUUUCCCAAUCAAGGGAGGGGUGGGGAAAAAGGAUUGGCGCUAGGUAUUUAAUGGAUGAUGUCAAUAUCAAAACAAAACAGAGGAGAGAGGUGUUAGAACUCUUAAGCUCAAUGUUUAAGUUUAAAAAAAUAGGUAGAGAUCAAGACAUAGGCUAUACUAUAAUAUUACAUUAUCUUUAUUUCAAUUUUUCAAUUGUAGAGAGAUGUUCCUACUGUUAUAAUAUAGCCCAGACCUUGACCUAUUUUUCACUUUAAGGUGGAGCUAUUUUUAGCCACCACCACUUAUCUUGUUAGUUUGGCCUUGAUCUUGACGUCACGGAUUAAAGAUGCCAUGUCACUCAUUCUCGGCCCGCCCCUUUCUUGGCUGGGAAUUUCUAUCAUUUCUGUACUAAAACAUUCUGAGUUGGUUCCUAUAUUUAAGCUCCAUGCUUUCUUAGCAGCAAGACAGAGAGAGAGAUUUUGCUAAAGGAGUCUUUAUAUGAUUGUGUGUGUAAGUUAAUAUUUGUAUUUUGAGGAGUGUACCUUUUUCUUUUGCUGUAAGUUGAUAGAGUUUUUUGUUGUACUCGAAUUUGUUUUGAAAUGUAUUUGUACCAUGACCAUAAAAUUAAAUGUAAUAUUGUUAGUAUCACUAGCUUUGGUAUCGUUUUCUUUGCAUACAGUUUUUCUCACUCCUUUGUUACAUAUUGUUUAUUAUGCAAGUCAAAUCUUUACACAGAUUAAAUUUUCAAAAUGAUAAUGUUACAUAAAAGUAUCUUUGUUUAAUGGUUUCAAUUGUAGAGAGAUAUUAAUAUCUAUAUUUCAAUGUUUCAAUUGUAGGGGGACGUUAAUAUCAAUAUUUCAAUGUUUCAAUUGUAGAGAGAUGUUAAAAUCUAUAUUUGAAUGUUUCAAUUGUAGAGAGACGUUAAUAUCUAUAUUUCAAUGUUUCAAUUGUAGAGAGACGUUAAUAUCAAUAUUUCAAUGUUUCAAUUGUAGGGGGACGUUAAUAUCUAUAUUUCAAUGUUUCAAUUGUAGAUAGAUGUUAAUAUCUAUAUUUCAAUGUUUCAAUUGUAGAGAGACGUUAAUAUCAAUAUUUCAAUGUUUCAAUUGUAGAUAGACGUUAAUAUCAAUAUUUCAAUGUUUCAAUUGUAGAUAGACGUUAAUAUCUAUAUUUCAAUGUUUCAAUUGUAGGGGGACGUUAAUAUCAAUAUUUCAAUGUUUCAAUUGUAGAGAGACGUUAAUAUCAAUAUUUCAAUGUUGCAAUUGUAGAUAGACGUUAAUAUCAAUAUUUCAAUGUUUCAAUUGUAGAUAGACGUUAAUAUCUAUAUUUCAAUGUUUCAAUUGUAGGGGGACGUUAAUAUCAAUAUUUCAAUGUUUCAAUUGUAGAGAGACGUUAAUAUCUAUAUUUCAAUGUUUCAAUUGUAGGGGGACGUUAAUAUCAAUAUUUCAAUGUUUCAAUUGUAGAGAGACGUUAAUAUCUAUAUUUCAAUGUUUCAAUUGUAGGGAGAUGUACAAAAUAGUGUUUCAAUGUUGAUUGUGUUGGGAGAUCUCAUCAGAGCUCACAUUGAUGAAGUCUAUCAGGAAAGUUGGUUUUUUGCUUACAUAGGUAAGGCUAUUUACAAGGGAAUUAUGGUAUAUUUUUUUUAUAAGCAUAAAUUUCUCAUAAAAAUGCAAAGCUUCACACAUAUGAAACAGCAUUAAAUGUUUGGUGUGUUCAAGUUACUAUUCACGUAAAGGUUUUUAAAAUGUUUUAUAGAUAAUAAUUUAAUUUGUUUAAAUAUUAAAUGAGACUAGGAAAUAGAUCUACUCUUAUUAUUUAGCAGACAAAAAUGAAAAAUUUUUAAAGUUAUAAAUCCUUUAUAUUUGAAUACAAAACUGUUGCCCUGUUUUCAUGAAGAUUUGCUCGGACGGUUUGAACUUUGGACCGUGGCCAACUUAGUGAUCAAACAGUCCAAGUUGAUGGUGGUGAGUUCCCUGAAUCAAGAAUCUACAGUUAUACACACAAUGUGCUUCCGAUGUUCACGUGCCUGUGAUAGAGUUGCUUGGCUGUGUGACAAAUGUAAACGUGGAGUCAAUAUUUGCAGUGUCUGGUAAGUGGAAGUGUCCAGCUAUAAUUUUUAAUGAUUUAGUUGAUGUCUCUUAGUACAUUCCAAUGAAAUCUCGCUUUGAUAUCUAUAUCGAUAAUGCUCACAUUUUUGUAACACCUUAUGUGUCAAGAUUGCAAUGAGCUCAGUUAAGAAUAUUUCGUUGAACCAACUUUGAAACAACAAUUACAAAAUUUAUUCUGGAAUAACCAGAAAUGGGAUUUGUUUUUAGUUGUACUUUUAAUGUAUUUUUUUUUUCUCCUAGUCUUUUUUUUUUUUUUUUUUUUCCUGUUUUGGUCAAAUAAAGUUAUAAAAUUACAAAUAGAAUAAACUACAAAUUUUUGUUGAUAAAAGCAGACAAGAUUUUUUUUUUUUUUUUUUUUUUUUUUUUUUUUUUUUUUUUUUUUUUUUUUUUUUUUUUUUUUUUUUGCCAGUUUUGGUCAAAUAAAGUUAUAAAAUUACAAAUAGAAUAAACUACAAAUUGUUGUUGAUAAAAGCAGACAAGGAUAGGACAUAUUUAAUGGGUGAUUUCAUCCCCAUAGAGAGUUUCAAAAAAGUCUUUCAUAUUUAGUGGUGGGAGAAAGGCUGGGACUUAAAAAACUAUUUGCCAAAUAAAAAUAAGUAACAUGCUAUAAUUUUAUUUCCCCAGCCACCAUCCAGUGAGAGGUUUGAUGGCCUGGUGUCAAGGAUGCUGUCAUGGUGGACAUAUUGACCACAUACAGGAAUGGUUGACUUUCAGUAAUCAAUGUCCAGCUGGCUGCGGCCAUCUCUGUGAAUUCUUAUGAGAAGUUAUUUAUAGAAAUGACCAGUGCACCUGUACUCAGAAAUGAGAAAGUCUUUCAAGAAACAGAUUGGCAUGACGCAACGAAUUCAGAAUAAAUCCUUGGUGGCGUCUGUCUCAGGAUUAUGGGAAUGUCAUGUGACAAUAUGAAGUUUGUCUCAGGAUUAUGGGAAUGUCAUAUUAAAAAUCCUAACAGCGAAGCCCAAACUCUUUGGGUGAUGCAACAUGACAAUAAUUCAGUAUUACGCAGGAAUUCUUUUUGUAAGAUUUGUGUUCAGUAGAGGUUUAGUUAGGAAAAAGAAGUUAUGCUUUUAAAUGUACAACUACAUUCAGCUGAGUGAUUGUAGGCAUAAGUGUAACUAGCCUCUUGUUUUAGGCGUGCAGUGGGACUUUUCUUUGUUGUACAGUCAACGUAUUUAAAUACCGUUACUUUUAUUAGUAUUAAGGACAUUAGUAGAGACCCAGAAUUUCUGCCUCCCAUGUCAAUUUGCAACUUUUGGGGGUUGGGAAUUAUCUAACGAGCUCAGGGGUGGGGCAAAUUUUUUGUGCAGAGGUGCCACAUCACAUGGAUUAAAAUUUUGGCGGGCCACAUGACCAUUUCCUAGGAAUCUAAAAUUAAAGUUCAAGGUGAGAUUAUACCUUACGUGUUACAUUUAAUUACUAGCUAAUAGGAUGGACAGUGAUAGUCUGUUAUUAUUAAGUUACAUAGUUUUAAAUGUUUAAUAACAUAUUUGUAGCUUCAAACCAGUUUUUAAAAAUAGUUUCCCCCAAGUCUGAAAUCAAAGUACUUGCGUAAAAUAGAAUCCAAAUAAGUAUUGGUGAGCUGAAACCUGUAUGUGGAUUAAGUGAUGUUCAAGCAGGAGAAAGUUUGCUGUCAGAUGUAUGCUGAGCCUUGUCAAACAAUCAGUUUAAGAGCAAUGUGUUUUAUAUUUGGAAAUAAGAGCAAUGUGUUUUAUAUUUGGAAACUGAUCUCUACAAGUGAUUCAUAAAAUUGUUAAUUCAAAUUUCAAUGUCGUUUAAUGUCUCUGAGAAUUUUGUAAGUCUGAAAGUCUAUUAAUUCCGGAUGCAGAUUAGUAGAAUCUUUGUCCAUGUAUAAAACUGGCCCGAUGAGAAGAAUGCAAUGCUUCACAAUGAAUACAGUUUAUUGUUUUUUAAAACAUGGAGGCCAUUAAAUUAACUGGCCAUUAUAGCGGCUUCUUGAACCAGAUCAUAACUUGGCAAAAGUUAUUUAUAUCUAUUUUAUAUUUCUAUCCAAACCAUCAGCUUUAUGCUUUAAUUCAGCUUUAUUCAAAUUAAUUUUAAAAUUAGACUGCAAAUAUUGUCUGAGAUUAUAUUCUUUGAGUACAAUUACAUUUUAAGCCUGCAGCAUUAGGUUUAAUAUCAAUUUUAAAAAUACACAGUCCAGUCUUAGCACUCCAUUCUAUUUCAAAAGCUUACAUAAAAGUUAAUAUUUAUAACUGACAUUAUUGUUUUUGUAUUAUACAAUAAACUUAUGAAUCUUACAAAAAAUGUGCAGCAAAAUGUCUAGUCAAGGGAACUGACACUAGUUCUGACUCAGAGAGUGAUAUCACAGAUGUGUACUGAGGAAAUGAUCUUGGAAAUACUGCGCAACAAAUUUCAGCAGUUUUAUUCUAAGCUUUUGAAUUCACAGACAUUGUUGCUCAGCCAGAUUUUUCAGAGACUUGAGGAUCUAUUUUAAUAUACAAUAAAUAUGGGCUUCAAAAAUUCAUUACAAAUUCUGUUUGAAAAUAUGCAGCAGAGUAUUUUUAAAUUUAUUGUGAUAUUAUUAUUAUGGUUAGACAAUUGCACACUGUAAUUAAAACAUUUCAAUGCUUUUACAGAUAAUCUUUUUUUUAAAACUAUAUAUUUUAGGAAAACAUUAAUCCAGUUCCCUGGAAAGUCUCACGGGCCACAGUAAACGUUUCAGCGGUCCGCAUGUGGACCCCUGAACUAGCUAAAAGAUGUGAUACAGGCCCUAUUUUAUAUCUUUCACAAUUUAUUUAAAUGUAUAUACUGUAAUGAGAUGUUAAAAUAGCAUCACAUACUAAAUAUCCCUUGGCAGCGCUACAUUUUUUUAAAAUAUGGGAACUUAACCCAGACCUGUUUACCCUCAUACUCCAAAAAUCGUACAAUAUUAUCACAAAAUCGUUCAAUACCUUAUAUUUAUAGAAAAAAAUAAACAUACAGUAUACAUGUUAACACCUCAAAAUCGUACAUUGUACGCCAAAAUCGUAAGAGUAAACAGGUCUGACUUAGCCCUUUCUGAAUUUUGGCGUUUUCCCAAAUUUGCUUAAGGGAUAUUAGCAAUGUACAAAUCAAUGUUGCAUAAAAGUUUUGAAGAAUUUCAUUUAUUAAAAUUAUUGUUCCCAUUACCUUGCCAAUGUCAACAGUUUAAAAUGGUUUGGGUCUCUUUUUGAGCCAGCAAUUAGAGCUGACAGAGAUCCAGAUCAUUUUGGAUCGUCAAUGUUUUGAAUUUUAAUCAGAGCACUGUGUGAUAAAUUAGUUUUUCCUAAUUCAAGUCCUUAGUCACUGAACAGUAAGUAGCUUCAUCGGAGCAGAUACAAGACAAAUAGUGUAAAAAGUUGAUGAUGUUGAGAAUAGUCCCUUAGUGCUCCUUAUAUUUUAUGUAGUUUUUGUUUGACAUUUCAGUGGAUGUAUAGUUGUGUAUUAUAAAUAGUGUUAACUUUCUGUUUGACUACCUCAUAAGUGAAUUAUUUUUAUGAUAAUUAACCCAAACAGCAUCAGUGUUAUGUUUGUUAACUUUUAACUUGAAUGGAUCACCUCCCCCACCACUUUUUGUGUUUAUUUGAGGAUUAGAAUAGUUCACUAACGCAAUUAUUUCUUUCUAAAUUUUAAGAGUUUUCCUCUUCUUUUGAUAAAUCUUCUUUGAAGAAAACACAUUUUACAGUUGCUAUCUGCAAUUUUUUAAGUUAAUUUUUGUAUCAAAGGAUCACUUCUUUGUAUUUUUUAAGGGUGCAACCUGAAUAGACAAGGGAUAUUAUCCAUUACAUCAGAAGAAUGAACUUCCUUUACUACACAUCUGUCAAAAGAUAUCUCCCCUUCAUUGACAGGCUAUGAUAAAAAUGUAUAGAUAUGCAAAAUAUAUAUUUAACUAGAAUUUAUAAAAUAUUG
Messenger RNA from Lymnaea stagnalis (great pond snail), 19516 nucleotides. Lineage: Eukaryota; Metazoa; Mollusca; Gastropoda; Lymnaeidae. The record is from the annotation of a GenBank genome assembly.